Messenger RNA from Protopolystoma xenopodis, 267 nucleotides. Lineage: Eukaryota; Metazoa; Platyhelminthes; Monogenea; Polystomatidea; Polystomatidae. The record is from the annotation of a GenBank genome assembly.
AUGAAAUUUUUUUCUCAGCCAUUCAUCGAGAUUGUCGAAGGCCUUCAUCCCUGUCUAAAAUCAACCUUCUCAGGUGGCGAUGUCAUUCCUAAUAGCAUUCGUCUAGGUUACGUGCCCGACCUUAAGGACGAUUUUAUCGAAGAUGGGAUGGAAUCAUUCCGGCGCGGAGCUACAACUCUUCUAGUGACCGGGCCCAAUAUGGGUGGCAAGUCUACUUUGAUGCGACAGACAGCCCUACUGAUAAUUCUUGCACACCUUGUAAGAUAG